Colletotrichum graminicola M1.001 is the source of this 330-nucleotide messenger RNA. RefSeq lists its product as uncharacterized. The record is from RefSeq and is a predicted model, not a curated record. The transcript is spliced from 2 exons. NCBI's taxonomy places the organism in Eukaryota, Fungi, Ascomycota, Sordariomycetes, Glomerellales, Glomerellaceae. The coding region runs from base 1 to 330 and encodes 109 amino acids.
AUGUCCGCGGACCCCACCUCCCGAUUUGCGCCCGAGCCGAAGAUCCAGAACAAGGAUCGUGAGGUGUCCUUCAAGCAAAAGCUGGAUCAGGCCGCCCACGAUGCUCGGAAACCCGACGACGAGCCCAAUCAGAACCCAAUCAUUGAGAAAGUGACACAGUACAUCCCAGCCGUCGCCAAUAUCCUUGGACAUCCGCAGGAGGAGAGAGGUGAGAAGGUAUCGCGGCCUGGAAUUCCUGGACCCCCAGAACGGCCCUACGACGACACCCAGGUCGAAGAGUUCAUUCGGCAACAGCACCGUAGCAAGGGAGAGGACGGCUUGCUUCAAUGA